This is a messenger RNA of Serinus canaria (Common canary), 8702 nucleotides long. It is a transcript of the gene LTK, whose product is annotated as leukocyte receptor tyrosine kinase. Gene Ontology annotation, molecular function: ATP binding; transmembrane receptor protein tyrosine kinase activity. Gene Ontology annotation, biological process: cell surface receptor protein tyrosine kinase signaling pathway; multicellular organism development; protein phosphorylation. The transcript is spliced from 29 exons. Gene Ontology annotation, cellular component: signaling receptor complex; membrane. The record is from RefSeq and is a predicted model, not a curated record. NCBI's taxonomy places the organism in Eukaryota, Metazoa, Chordata, Aves, Passeriformes, Fringillidae. The coding region runs from base 12 to 4430 and encodes 1472 amino acids.
UUAAUCCUGAGAUGGGUGUGAGUGAAAGCAGUGUGCAGAGGAGCCAGAAGAGAAAGAGAAAGCUACAAAAAUGUCAUCCGUUGGUGGGAAUUGAGACUGGAUUUCAGUGGAGAGCUGUUGUCUUCUGCUCUGGAUCACAUGAAGAAAACUCUUCUUCACCAAAUCCAACUCAGAAGUUCUCCGUGAUAAAAAAUAGGAUGGUUUCUUUGCAUCAGCCUUCUACACCAGAAAUCUCUUGUGUCAUCGGCUCAAGCUGUUCAUGGGAGACGUCCACAGACAGUUUUGGAAAGCCAGACUGGGUGUUAUCUUCCAUUGGUGUCCUGGCAUCGCAGGAGAGGCAGCAGAUGCUUCUGGAAAACAGUUCCUCCCAUGGAGAUGUUGAAGGGGACAUUUUCUUCCUGAACACCAGUAGAGUAGCAGAUAGAUGUGAGUUCAGCCUGCAAAGCCCCCUCCUGCCUGGGAGCUUGGAUUCUUGCUUGCUGGAGCUGGCCAUAUGUUCACAGGAUGCUGUUCCUCUUCUCCAGAGAUUCACAGUUGAAAUCAAAUAUGCAGAGACAAACAAAAAUACAGUAACUUCUCUGAGAGCUGGCCAUGAGGAAAAUGCCGGGAUGAAAUGGAAACACCUGGUGGCCCAGAUUGGACGGAUAGAAAAACCUUUCAAAAUCACUCUGGUGUAUUCAAACUGUGGAGCACAGGAGGCUGGAGUACUGGCAGUGGGCUCCUUGCAGCUCAGGAACUGCUUUCAUGAUAAAGGAAAUCAAGACCUUUUCGUACAUGACAAAGGCUCAGCCUUCCCCUGCUUUCAUGGAGGCUGUGUUAGCCACCUACAGAUCUGUGAGUUCAUCAGUGAUUGCCCUACCAAAGAGGCAGGAGUGAGGUGUGACAGUCUCCCAGAAGGUUCACAUUGUUCAUUUGAAGAAGGUCUGUGUGGCUGGACACUGAAUGAAACUGCAGCAUCUCCAUGGUCUGUUCGGGGCUUUUCUGAAAUGAUUCAAGAGGACUCAUUUGUAGGGUCUACUUUGCAAGUCACUGGUGGACACUUCCUCUACCUGCGAGCAGACAGCACUCAGACAAGUGGUAUGGCUAAGGCUUGCAGUACCAGCUUGCCAGCCAGUCUUGCCACUGAAGACUACCAGAUUCAAUUUUCAGUGCAUGUUUUUGGACGCUACAAUGGUACAGUCUCCUUCUCUCUCAGGGAAGAGAUAAAGGGAGCUCCAAUCACCUUGCCAAUGUGGGAAAGGGUAGGGAGCUGGAGCGACCACUGGUUUCUCAUCACCUUACCAAUGCCAGUGCUUCAGAACCGGUUUCAGCUGGAACUCCUGGCAACCUGGGGCUGGAAUUCCCAAGCUGACAUUGCUAUCGACAACAUUACAUUUGGCCUGGACUGCUUCACUGACGGAAGAAAACCGAGUCAUUUAGGUGGGAAACGCCAGUACCCACGUGAGAUUAGUAUCCUGGAUGAACAUCUUCUGAACCCCCUGGAAGAGCCCUCCCUCCCAGGGGACACAACUGUUGUUCUGUGGUGGUUCUCAACAUGUGGUGCCAGUGGUCCCCAUGGGCCAACUCAAGCUCAGUGUGACAGUGCCUACAAGAACAGCAAUGUGUCAGUGACUGUGGAGAAGGAGGGCCGGCUCCGGGGAGUGCAAGUCUGGAGAGUGCCAGCCACAAACAGAUACAGGAUUUCUGCCUAUGGAGCAGCUGGGGGGAAGGGAGCCAAAAACCACAAUAAGAGGUCCCACGGGGUCUUCAUCUCAGCCACCUUCCACCUGGAGAAAGAUGAGCUGCUGUACAUCUUAGUGGGGCAGCAGGGGGAGGAUGCCUGCCCUGGGGGCAAUCCUGAAACCCAGAAGAUCUGCUUAGGGGAGUCAUCUCUCAUUGAAGAAGAUUACAAAAAAAAAAGGGACCUGAAGGAAUGGGCUGGAGGAGGUGGGGGUGGAGGAGGAGCAACCUACAUCUUUAGACAGAAGGAUGGGAUUUUCGAACCUUUGCUCAUCGCAGCAGGAGGAGGAGGAAAAGCCUACCUGAAGGCUCAGGACAACUCCCUGGAUGAUGUACCCCUGGAGCAAUUUGAGAACAGCACCGCAGUACCUGGAGUCAGUGGGAGGACUGGGGCAGCAGGUGGAGGUGGUGGCUGGCAAGAUGAGAGUCUGCUUCCUCAGGCUGGGAAGUCCCUUCUGGAAGGUGCAGAAGGAGGUCAAGCUUGUCCCCAAGCACUAGCCAAGCUCCAGUGGACCACCUCUGGUGGUUUUGGUGGAGGAGGAGGAGCUUGUACUUCUGGGGGAGGAGGUGGAGGGUACAGAGGGGGACAUGCCUCUGAUAGUGAUGAUAUCACAGCUGGUGGGCAGGAUGGCAUCUCUUUUGUGAACCCCAUAGGAGAAAUCUUCUUGCAUCCCUUAGCAGCCAUGGAGAGUCAUGGGGAGGUGGAGGUUCAGAUCUAUCUUAACUGCAGCCACUGCCACUCAGACAACUGCAAGCGGGACCCUGACACCAACCUGCCAGUGUGCCAGUGUGAGAUGGGGGCUGUGCUGGCCAAUGACAAUGUCACCUGCACUGUGCCCCAGGGUCCUAUACCAGAGGGACAGCUGCCUCUCCCCCUCCUCUUAGCUGUGGUGUCUGUGAUUGUGGUGCUUGGAAUGAUCCUCACCUGUGGUAGCCUGUCCAUCAUUUAUCACCUGAAGAAGCAGCAGCUGGAAGGAUCCAGAGCACGACUGCAGAGCCCAGAGUAUAAACUGAGCAAAAUCCGCACAUCUGUCAUCAUGACCGAUUACAACCCCAACUACUGCUUUGCAGGGAAGGCCGCCACUCUGAGCGAGCUGAAGGAGAUCCCACGGAAGAACAUCUCUCUGCUUCGGGCACUAGGACAUGGUGCAUUUGGUGAGGUUUAUGAGGGAACUGUGGUAGGCAUUGCAGGGGACCCCAACCCUCUACAAGUGGCUAUCAAGACCCUGCCAGAAGUCUGCUCUGAGCAGGAUGAGAUGGAUUUCCUGAUGGAAGCAUUGAUUAUCAGUAAGUUCAAUCACCAAAAUAUUGUGCAGUGCAUUGGUGUCAGCCUACAGACACUGCCUCGCUUCAUUCUGCUGGAGCUCAUGGCUGGAGGAGACAUGAAGAGUUUCCUUCGGCAGAACCGACCCAGGAUGAAUCAGCCAUCCACACUAACGAUGCAGGACCUGCUGAAUAUAGCUAGGGAUAUUGCCUGUGGCUGUAAAUACCUGGAAGAGAAUCAUUUCAUCCACAGAGAUAUAGCUGCAAGGAAUUGCCUUUUGACCUGUACUGGAGCAGGCCGAAUAGCCAAAAUUGGUGACUUUGGAAUGGCCAGAGAUAUUUACAGAGCAAGUUACUACCGCAAGGGAGGAAGAGCCAUGCUUCCUGUCAAGUGGAUGCCACCAGAAGCUUUUCUAGAGGGCAUUUUCACCUCCAAGACUGAUACCUGGUCCUUUGGAGUGCUGCUUUGGGAGAUUUUCUCUCUAGGCUACAUGCCCUACCCUUGCAAAACCAACCAGGAAGUGCUGGAAUUUGUCACCAGUGGAGGAAGAAUGGAUCCACCAAAAAACUGUCCAGGGCCAGUGUACCGGAUCAUGACACAAUGCUGGCAGCACAGUCCAGAGUAUCGGCCAAACUUCUCUACCAUCCUGGAAAGGAUCAAGUACUGCACCCAGGACCCUGAUGUGAUCAACACUGAGUUGCCCAUGGAGUGUAGCCCUGCACCAGAGGAUGAAGGGAGUAUGGUCAUGCGCCCAAACAUUUCCAGUGGGAUAGUGCCACUGCUGGUAAGCCCUUCUCUCACCCCUCAGACAACACCUAAGACACUGGAAUCCCCCCAUGCUGGCCACAAACUUGUACAAUGUCCACAAGAGCUACUGGUGGAGAACCUGAGUAACCGGACUGCCCGAGGGCCCAGCCUGCCAUGCCUCAGUGAUUUCAACAGUGGGUUAUGGUUCCAGCAGACCUCAAACCAGAAGCUGGAGCUCAGCAACCCAUCCACCCACAGACUUAAAAACAAAACAAAAAAUCUUUGGAACCCAACAUAUGGAUCAUGGGUGCUAGAGAAUAUCUGUCACUUCAGCCCCAGCUCCAAGCUCAAAGCAAAUCCAGAGCGGGAAGAUUCAGGCUUUGAUGGGAAUUGCAGUUCUCCUAGCUCUCGGGAAUCUCCAGCAUCUCCAAGUCAAAGUAACUGCCCUCGCCUGGAUAUCAGUGGGAUUGAACUGGUGAAACUCCAGACUUUCCCCUGUGGCAAUGUAAAUUAUGCUUAUGAUGACCUGUGCUAUAAUUCUGAGCACCAGCCAUCAGCCUUGGCAGAGAUCAGAACAGCUGUGCUAAGGAGCUCCAGUCUGCACAGAGAUGAAAAGCCUUUUUGUAAAAAAGAGAAAACAUCAAGAGAGAGAGACUCUGGUCUGUCUUUGUCAGAUGACUUGAGUGUUACUCCAGUAUAGUAGAAAUGGUUUUUCGAAAGAUCAGGGAAUGUGUGUGUUUGGAAGGACUGCUUCCUGUUUCACUAACUUCCUCCACUUUAGUUCCAUCAGAUGGGUGAAGUUUCAACAUCAGCAAUGUUCUGUUUCCUCUGUCUGCCUGCUGGAUCCCACAUUGUUAAAGACACUUGCAUUUCUAUAUCUGUCCUUCAAAUGUGUUCCACUGAACCAGCUUAGAAGUGGAGAACAACAGCAUGGUUUGUGUGAUUCAGAAUAGAGUCCUAAGGAAAGAACUCCUUUUCAAUCUGCUCAGGUGAAAAGAAAUGGACCUACCAUCCAGCUGCAGUAUUUGAAAGGAAAUAACGGCCAACACAGGCUGUGCUUCUUUCUGAACCAAGGGUCUAAAAAUGUGUGCUGUGCCAGCAGCAACCAACUGAGCUGCUACAUUCCUGAGAGCUUUUUACAGUCCUGGUGAAUUACUAAUGCUUAUGCACUAUAAGGGAGGUAAAAAAAAUAGCAGCCACAUUUGCAUCUGUUUUAUUAGUAGACCUUGUGGAAGAUAUUGCUCAAAUUGGAAGCAGUAGGAAGAAUGAAGAAAAAAAUCAGGCUCCUCUGAGCAUGUGCCUUGCAAACAAGCAAUGAAGAGGAAAACAUUUACCAUUUAAAAAAGCAGUAGCUGGUGGAGCUGAUAAUAUUCCUUUGAAUAGUGAAGGAAAUGUGCUGCUUGCCUCAUGGUGUUGCUUUCCUCACAGCUCCUGGCAUUGAAGGGGCAGGUGGUUUUUCAAGGAAGGGUGAGCUGCAUGGUGUGAUGAGAAAUCGACUGUCUUUUUCUUUUAAUGGACUUUACUUAAAAUGAACUUCAUUUUUGUAAGUACUUUGAUAUUCAGCAUUAAUUCUGUGUGCUGUGUUAGUAAGAACUUAGCUGAGGUUCUUGGGUAACUAUCUAGCAUUUGGUAUGAUGGAGUUCUUGGUUUUAAUACUCUGAGGUAGAAAGUAAUGCAAAGGAGAGGAAUAGUGAAGGGAAAUCUAAUGCAAACCCCACUUAGGAUGUCGUUUUUACAGGAAAGUAGAAUAGCUCAACCAUUUGAGAAAGCUAAAGCCAUGACUUGGCUUCACACAGCUGAGCAGGUAAUAAUUGUUCCUUGCCUUGCAAGUGCAGGCUUGCUUAUAAAAGUAGUCAUUUUUUUCCAAGACAGCUCAUUCCUAAGGCUUUCUUCAGUUGUUUAGGAUCUAAAUUCAUGUUUACAGAUUAAAGCUGCAAAAUAAAGAGACUGAAAAGGCAAAUAAUUUGGAUUAAGUCUGAACAGUCUUGGAAGCAUUCUGUUCUUGUACCAAUCCUGAAUGUCACCUACAGUGUGACCUACAGUGGCAAAUUACAUACUGUCUUUGUGUGUAAUCAAGUUGUGUAGUGAGAUGCCAGUUGUAGACUUCUCCAGUUCCCUUCUGAGGCAAGAGGUUCUCUGGUAUAUGCUUUAUGCUUAGUGAUCAGCUGCAUGUACAAUCUGAAGGUGCAGGCUAGCAGGUGAUGGCUUCCUUUGACCACAGACUUCCUGUCCUUUACAUAGUCAAGGUGGACACUACUGAGCUGUGGUAAAGAAAAUCACAGAGUGGAGUGAAUCCAAUCUCAGUGAAAGGCAUCUUCAGCACAAGUUUAUCCUUUAUUGGUCUGACUUUCUAUCUGUUCCACACUUUGUAUAGUUUUAGGCCUUUCACUUUAGAAUGGACAGUUUUAUACAAUGUCAUUUCAGAGCAUACAAAUAUUAUAAGAGCAGGUGUCAAGAGGAUGGAGUAGACUCAUUUCAGUGGUACCCAGCAACAGGACAAGGGACAACAGGCACAAACUGAAACAUAGGACAUUCUUCCUGAGUGUGAGAAAAAACCCUUGUUUACUUUGAGGGUGACAGAGCACUGAAACAGGUAGCCCAGAGAGGCUGUGUAUUCUCCCACUCUGGAGACACUCAAAACCCACCCAGACAUGAUCCUGUGCAACCUGCUGUAGGAGAACCUACUUGAGCAGGGAGGUUAGACUAGAUGAUCUUUGGAGGUCCCUUUUCACACCAAACCUUCUAUGAUUUCCAGACAUAAAGGGUGAUGAUUGUCAUCUAUAAGCAAAGACCCAUAUGGUGUGGAAAUAAUUCUAAAUCCAUGGUGUUGUAAAAUGACAGAUGGCCAGAAGAGAGGGGUCCCUCUGUGUGGAGCAAAUUUCAGAAGUGUGGAGACUGAUGGGUUUAGUGACCAAGGGAGAUGAUGACCUUGCCUCAUGCCCUUCCUCCCAUUUCACCUUUGCUUUAGCUCUGUAGCUUCUCUCACAUUUAGUUCAUUGCCUGUCCUGUCUUAUAUCCAGGAGUUGCUACAGCCCAGUUAGAUGAGGCAGAAAAGCCCAUUUAGCAGGAAACGUUCUCAUUCUUUCCUCUUGAAAAGGCUAAUAUUUUUGGUCAUAUUUCAGACUGACUGCCUCUGGACCAUGCUAGUCAAAAAUAAAUGCAUUUACUUUUAACUAAUUUGAAUUUCAUCAGUUUGUCCUUACCUUUCAUAUUGUAUUACUUUUAUGGUUCAUACAUUAGUAGAUUUUUUUCCCCCAAAAGAUGAACUAUCAAACUUUCCAGUAGUUGUGACUUGGUGCCAGCGACUUGGCCCCUUCCUCCCUGAAUAUAAGGCCACAGCAGAGUGCAGCGAUUGUGGUUCACCUGCAGUGGACGUGAUGCCAGCUCACUCUUCAGCCCUUAUCUGUCCUGAGCAGAGCACUGGUGGUCAUGGCCAUGCUUUUGCAGGCCCAUUAUGACUCUGCUUUCAAUUCUCCUUAGCCAUUAGCAGGGGCUGGAAACUGGUGGCAAUAGGAGUGAAAUACUGGCUUGUUCAGAAGCUAUGGGAAGUUAACUGUGCUACCUUCUCUUUCCAGAGACUUUUAAUGAAGCAGCAGACAGAAGACACUUCAUAUUUUUAAAUGACUAUAAAAUACCCCAAGAUUCCAGUGAGAAACAGGCAUGAGCUCUACUGUCCAGAUAGUUACCCAGCUUGAGCUACCACUGUUUUCCCUCUGAAGCAUUUGCCUCAACAUAACUCACAAAUUUAUGUGAGUUAUGUUGAGGCAAAGGCUUGUAUGAAAGGCCAGUAGUGAUAAAACCAGGGAAGCUAUUGAAAAGUGAAGUGAGAGAAGAGCACAGUUCUAUUACCAGUGCCAGGGGCAGUCUUGGCUGCAGCUAUGCCUUCAUUUUAUAAAUAAAGUGCAAGUCUAGCACAUCUGACAAAUGCCUGAUUUUACUGAAUAGCUGCACCAAGGUACCCAUUUGCAGGAAGCAGAUAGACAAAGCUGCACUGAGACUGAACAGACUUCUGUCCUGACCAGGAUCUUGUCCCUAAGGAGUGAUCAAGAGUGGGAUGUUGAAGAGCAGCUGUAAGAGUAGAGUAAGCAUAUACUGAUUAUUUAUUUCCAAAAACAGACUCUGAUGGUUUACAACAGCAUUUAGCUCAGGGCUGCACUGAGCCAGAUGCAGUCUUUUCUAAAAAGACAAGACAUAGAGAUGCAGGCACCAAAUGGGCAUUAAAAGAAAGAGCUGGUAAUUUUAAAAGAAUCUGCAUUAGCAACCCCAAUGCUCUUAACUCUCCCAAAUGGAAUGAUCUUCUGUCAGCAUAUUGCUAUGAAUCUUUGACCUCUAACAAUCUUUUUUUAGAUGCUGUUUAAAAACCCUCACAGAUAAUGAAUUUUUAAUUAAUAUCCUGGAGGAAAUAAUUUUUGUCCUGUUGUGAAGUUGAAUGCUACAUACUGUACAAACCAUUAUAUCUCAAAAGAAAAAAAACACAAUUGCAGUACACACUACAACCUUCAGUCCUUCAAUUCUGAGACUGAAAUUUACUGUUUGUACAAUCACAGAUUUCAUAGUGCUCAACUGCUAGCACUGCAAAACGUAACUUGUGUGAAACUGUUUUUUAUUAAGGAGACAUUUUUAGUGCAUCACCAAUUAGUUAAACCCAUAGUGUCAAAAUUAGAUUAAUUUGGAAACUGGAAGACAAAACCCAAUUUUGCUUCCUAGAGGAAUGACAUGAGCUGGAGAUUUGGGAUUAAUUCAGUCCUAUAAUCCAUGUGAAGUCUUCCACUACUUCCUUACUGCAGAAUCAGCCAUUUAUAGGGUUGUUAUAAAUUGCUUUUCCUGACAGGUGUCUGUCUUUUAACAUUACUCAAUUCGUUUUGUAAUUGUAUGUAUAUAGUUGGUUUCUGACUGUGUUUAGCAUUCUUUAAGUUGCUUCACACAACCUCGUAUGUACAUUUUAAAGAAGGGACUGAUUAACAGAAGAUGA